Nannizzia gypsea CBS 118893 is the source of this 672-nucleotide messenger RNA. RefSeq lists its product as hypothetical. The coding region runs from base 1 to 672 and encodes 223 amino acids. The record is from RefSeq and is a predicted model, not a curated record. The transcript is spliced from 2 exons. NCBI's taxonomy places the organism in Eukaryota, Fungi, Ascomycota, Eurotiomycetes, Onygenales, Arthrodermataceae.
AUGCGCCAGGUCAAGUUCUCCAUCCGCUCCUGGUUCGGCAACUGGGUCUUGGUCCGGCUGUACAACUUCCAUAUCUGCGUCGCUAACGGGUCGUUCUUCUGCAGCUCCUCGGUGGUUUCCAGCGCGGUGCCAUCUCUCCAGUCCGAGAAUACCGACUCGCGGAGAAACCCCCCCGCGAGCGACGUUGUCCGGCAACUUCCGCUCCAGCUUGCCGGUGGGCGGAUGGGUGGACGACGGGGACCAAAAUGGAGGCGGCCUUCCGGCGGUGCCUCUCUGUCUCUGCCUUGUGCGAAGCCUCUUCUCUCGACUGGCAGCGGCCGCUGCCGUCACUUCACAACGCAACGCAAACGCAGUUCCCGGUGGGUAAUCGCCCAGGAAUUUCGACUGGUGGGCAGGAGAAGGGCCGGGCGAGCUGAGGAUCGGAACAGUGGGUGUCCAGGAGCAGCGUCCGAGUCCGCUGGAGGAGGAUGGAAAGACGGAGGCACGGAAGAAGUCCCGGCAGGGCCGUGGGCGAAGGGACCUGGGCUUGUGUAUCUCGCCAGCCUGCGAGGUCAAACGCUGAAUUGGGUCUCGUCUGUCCCGGUCUCCCUGGCUCUGAUGCUGAUUCUGCGUUCUUUCGGUUUGUCUGGCUGGUCUGGCGGAUCAGGGCUGGCUGGUCUCGUCCGUCUCUGA